Molecule: messenger RNA, 2797 nt
Organism: Xyrauchen texanus (razorback sucker)
Lineage: Eukaryota; Metazoa; Chordata; Actinopteri; Cypriniformes; Catostomidae
Gene: tmem200b
Product: transmembrane protein 200B
Exons: 2
Coding region: 301-1494 (397 amino acids)
Source: RefSeq, a predicted model, not a curated record
CACGAAAUGUGGACAGUAGUGAACGGGCAGACGGUGACUUCUGAUGAUGGAGCGAAAUUCCUCUCUUCUGCCUUAAGAAAGUCCGUUAUUUUAACCCUUCAGUGUCUUCCUCUGGAGAGGAAGAGCUGUCAUGGGAGGCGCGCGGCACUGCUCACGCGUCCUGAUUGAUGGAGAACCGCGAAACUUCGCAGUGGAUAUAGAACACGCGCGUGAAGUGCGAUAGAGCGAUGGGACGCAGACGCAAUACAUUGUAACAAAGACUCCCAUUAGGGUGUGACGUGCACUGGACCAGCCUAUGCCAUGAGGACUCAGAAGUCCCACGGCCGGACAUCAGCCAGACCUUCCCGUCAGCUCCUGCCGCGUUUCAGUUUUCACUCCAGGAGAAAGAAGGAAGGUGUGAUCCAGGGAAAGCUGCGUAUUCGCUCCAUGCCUGGGGCCUUUCUAGUGCUGGGAGUGGUGGUUGUUAUUGUUGGCACUGCACUUGCCGUGGCUGGUUACUGGCCAUACCGGGCCCAUCGUGCCUCACUGGACUUAGUAGAGGAUGGGACCUCAGGGACCUCACAGGCCUCAGGAUUGGGAUUAGGAACCAAAUGGCUGUUUUCUGCUGCAAGUCUUGUGCAUAGUGAGAGAAUGAAACUCCUCGGCCCCGUCAUUAUGGGAGUGGGACUCUUUAUACUUAUUUGUGCCAAUACGGUACUCUACGAGAAUCGGGACAGGGAAACGCAAAUGCUUCUGGCUCAGAUGCGGAGCGUCAUCUGCUCUGUUUCUGCAGCUGUGCCUUCGGCAGACCUCUUGCAGGUCAACUCCCUUGCUAGGCAAUACCAAUGGGUCAGCAGCUUACCUGCAGCCCACCUGAACAUCCUCUGCUUGCAAGAAUUAUCCCGUUCAGAGCCACUAUUACAUGUGAAGAGCAUGGAUGAGGAGGAUAGCAUGCAACAGCAAGAAACUCUGCACACUCAGGUUCUUCAUCAUCAGGACUCUUCUUCCAACCCCUCGAUUCACAGCAAAGUGAUUCUUUGCACUGAGGAGCAGAUGACCACCUAUGGACUAGAUCUGCAGUUUGAAAGUCACUGUGGACUUAGCAACUGCAUGACAGCAUCUUCUAUGUCCACACUGGGUGGGGAGGAAUGUGAGACCUUCUCUAUCCCACCCAGACGCUCCUAUAGCAUGAGCCACAGAGUUAGACCACACAUACUGCCGAAGGAUAUGGUGCAUCCAGUGGACAAGUCCAUGUCCUCAAUGGGUAACCAAAGACUGCUUCCAAGACAGUCCAGCUCAGAGGUGUGCGUGAACAUGGUUGGGUUUGGAGUUGACCUUGACCUUAUACCUGUGGAAGAGCAGAAACACUGUAGUUGGCCUAGGCUAGACCUUGGAAGUGCCAGGAGGUACCUCAAGCUGGAGAACAAAGAAGAUUCUGUGGAAAAGUUACUGGAUCAGCUUGAACAGCAGUGCUUGCAGUUGAACAAAAGCUAUGGCUCAGGCCCUUUCCAGUGAGAUGAGGUUUAAUCAUUACAUCAGGGUUAAUGGAAUGUUAAAUCCUAUGGUCAUGAGGAAGAGCCUCACGAAGAAUAAUACACCUGGAAUAAUUGUGUUUCCUGUGGCUAUUUCUUUGCACAGUUUCUGGAAUCUGUGAGGCCAGCUAAUUUGCUUAUUUCCAAGACCUAGCCAUAAAUCUCACUUGACUAGUUUUUGUAACUAGUUUGCUUUGAGAUGCGUGAAGUAUGGAAAUGUAGCUUGAAAGGGCAUUAACGUCUGCAAUAUUUUGCUGCCCUUGAUUGCAUGUAUAUAUAAGCAUGCAUCCUGGAGGUAUUUUACAGUCAUGGAAACUUUCUAAAUGUCUUGUGCUUCCAUUGAUUCUAGGAUGAAUCUGACCUCUUUUUGAAAAAUUGUGUAAAAGGGCUAAAGGAGGAAUCUGUUUGGUAUUGUUGCAAAAGCCCAACUUGUUUCCAGGACACACUAAAUAACAUCACGUUAGAAUAAACAAAGACAUCAGCAAAGAGAUUCAAAGCAAACACGUUUCUGAUGUCUGAAGUCAGGUUGGCCAAAACCUUGAUCCUAGUUUGGAUAAUUAUAAGAGGAUUUGUUGCCCAAAAUGAAGAAUGCUGGUUAUUUAACCAAAAAUAAUGGAUUUGUCCAUAAACUGUGUCCACGUUUGGAUUGUCUACUGAAAUCCAUUUGGUUACAAGUUGACCCAAAGGAACCUUCUUUGCACAUUGUCCAUAAAUCAUUCCCAGAGUAUCUGCUUCCCUCUUAUCUCACUGGUCUCCUACCUCUGCCUAACGAUGGUGAAACAGAAGCACAGAUGAUGAAGGCACACUCUUGGCUUCAUUAACUAAGGUGAUCAGUUUUUGCAUGCACUAAUGCAGAUACAUCAUUGCUUUCCCUUUAAAGGGUGGAGCUUGACAGAGCCCCUUCUUUUUGCAGUGAGAAUGUGUAAUUGCACUCUGUUUACAAAAAACAAGACAGUCACCCUGUCUCUAUUUUGUCUGUGUAGCCUGUUUUUGUAUGCUGUGUUGUAUGCUGUGUUUUCUCUAUGUAUACUGAGCAAUAUCCACAAUCUGACUAAUUAAUCAUUGAUGAUGUCAGACCCUUUACACCUUUAAACUGAAUUCCAUGCCUGUGUUGCAAAUAAAAGGCAAAGCAAAACCACUUCAAAUGUAAAUGUUUUUUUGCUAAAUACAUGUUUGCAUGGCACUUUGCAAGGCAGCACUGUUUUAAUAUUCCUAAAACAUCAUAUAUUGCUUCUCCACAAUUUUCUGCAAUUAAUUUAUACAACCCAUAAACAUACAGACUCAUU